Molecule: messenger RNA, 1590 nt
Organism: Xylaria bambusicola
Lineage: Eukaryota; Fungi; Ascomycota; Sordariomycetes; Xylariales; Xylariaceae
Exons: 3
Coding region: 340-948 (202 amino acids)
Cellular component (GO): NatC complex
Source: RefSeq, a predicted model, not a curated record
AUGAAGAUAUACAAGUAAAGUCUCUGGACUUACCUCUAAGCAUCACUGUGGGAGACUGCCCUAUACCUAGGUAUCUGUAGGUACCUGUACCUACCUACGUACAGUGGGUAGGUGCCCUAUUUAGGUCCUCAUUGUACCUACACACUGCAGUUACUCUAUCAGCAUCUCAAUUACAUGGGCACCUACAUACUUCUAAGGUUUGAUCCGAUACAAAGCACUCACGCAAUUUUAUGCUUCCUCGCCUGCUUUCAGUUCUGUUUCUGCGUGAACCCAUUCAAUAUACCAUCCAGUAUACCGUCAUCGUACUAUCACACACCACCCUACAUCAUAUAAUUGAACAUGCAGGAGGCCGUGACGGAGCAGCUAGGCCGAGCAACCAUGAGCGAGGCUUUCUCGAAAACUGGAGCGGAGGCUUACCUCAGAUCUCUUCUUAAUAAAACAUUACGCAUUCAAGUUACUGAUGGCCGUAUGUUCACCGGCACAUUCAAAUGUACUGACACCGAUCGCAACGUCGUCAUCUCUAACACGUUUGAGUACCGACACCCAUCUCAGCGAGAGAUUGCUAGGGCUGCUUCUACUGCCGCUGACGACGCAAGCGCGGCCACCGUGAAAGUCGACAUGACCUCUAGAUAUCUGGGUCUCGUCGUGGUGCCUGGCAAGCACAUAGUGAAGAUGGAAGUCGAGGAGUUCACUAGCCAGGCUUCCGAUCCUCCUCCUAGUGACGAGCCGCCCACUACUUCCGAGUCUGACAGUGUCUCUCAGAUCUAUUCCUUGCCCUACAAUGGCUCAGCCCUCGCCACCAAGCGAGAGUAUCGAUUUCCCAAAUAUGUAAACAGUUACAGCACCGGCUUAGUCCUCGGACAUGGGUUUUCUAUCCUUGCACUCAACCGACUGGGAAUUCCAAUAGAACCUAGCCAUAUGCGCUUUAGCGGGUUGUUCACCUCUUGAGCUUUGUGAGGGCGCUCUACGAUACAAAUCAGGCGCAAAUUUGAUUACAAACGCCUGUUUCGAGGCUCAACCGAGAACUAGUUAUAGACCAGCACUUAGCGUCUCGAAGGACACACUGAACGACUUACUAUGUACGAUGAUAUCCAGCAAAACACCAAUAGAGAGCGAGUAAAUAAAACUCGCUUGUACGGCAUAUGCCUCCCCUCGCCUUGGAGAUAAAGAGGUCCCGUAUCUUCUAUACAAUUAUUGUCUGCGCCGAUUGGCAAAGGGGACAUCGCAGAAGGCACAGGAUUGGACUUCGUGGGUAGAUUCGUGAACAGAGCAUUUAGAUAACAUCAUUGAUGGUGAAACUUGGGCUGGUUGGCCCAAUAAGCCUAGGUUGAACCAGAACCAGCCAGCUUACCAAUGCUUCGAAACACCUUACCGCCUUCAGUUCAGUUGCUUGCAACCGUGAUGUUUCUUGAACCGCAGUAUGAACUACUAGAUUGUAAGGUGUGUAACUGGCUAGACUAUGUCCGUCGUCAAUAAUUUGUUUUCAAAAUCCCGGUCAUUCCAGACUUCAAGCCAAAUCCCACAGUAUGUAGUACACAUAACAAUCAACGCUGACCGCCUACUUCUUCAGCAUACCAAAAAUUUGAAUAC